AAUCCUGAUAACAACAGAACAGAUGUAAUUUACAGCCCACGGCAUUGCAUAGAGGUGGUUGGACAAUGAGACCAUUCCAAUCAAGGAGUGAGUUUAUGUUAAAUAGUUGUGAAGUUGGAGUUUAGCAUCUUACCUGUGCACACAACAGCCUCCAGCAGCACAGCAUGUCGGUGUGAGCCAAACAGCUCUCAUCCUUCCUGUAUACCUCCCCUCACCCCUCCCCCCGUGGGAUGUUUUCAGGCACUCUCUCCUCAUCUGGCCUGGGCCUAUUUCUGAAAAUCUACUUAAAACGGACCGCUUCAGUGAAAGCAAUUCCUAGCUUGCAGCACCCAGAAGUGAACAGAUGGCGACCCGGAAGGUCUGAAGUAACUCCGACUGAAGACAAGCAAAAAUAACCUUUUAUCAAAUAUAAUAAAAUCUACAAUCGAGGUGUCAGAAUGGCUGAACCUCGUUUUAAUAAUCCCUACUUCUGGCCUCCACCCCCCACCAUGCCUGGGCAGAUGGAUAAUAUUGUGUUGAUCAACAAGAUCAAGGAACAGCUGAUGGCUGAGAAGAUCAGACCACCCCACCUGCCGCCUUCCACAGUUCCCUCCCCUCAGCAACGACUGGGGAAUCCUACACAGACAGGAGGUGGGCAGCAAGUCCAGAUGUCAGUUCAGAAACUGCAGCAGAUGCAACAAGGUCUCCAUGUCCACAGCUCGUCCCAGCCAGACAUUGCCCUGCACACCCGGACGGCCUCCAGCUCAGUCGCAGGACGUAUUCUUGGUGAUGUAAAUUUGAAUCUGGACGAUAAGACGGCUAUAAAAGCAAGAGGAUUGUGGGAAGACUGGCAUUUGCGUCAAAUCAUUGACCAACCCCCUAGAACGAAUCACCUAUCAGGUCUGGCACUUUCCUCUCGAACUGGCAACCAUAACACCUCCAUCACUCUGACCACACCCACCUCCAACAGCCAGAGCCGGCUAGGCGGUGCCCUCUCGCCUCAUCAUGUCCUCUCCAGCUUGGCCAGUGGCCCUGGGAUGGAGCAAAUCAAAAGUAACGGGGGCCUUGCUGGACUGCUGGGGCGAGGGCGUAAGAAGAUAAAAGCCGAGAACAGUGGUGGCCCUCUGUUGGUGGUGCCUUACCCGAUCCUCGCUUCAGGCAACGACCAAUCCUGCCACACCAUCAUCCCCAAAGAGGGCAAAUGCUACAGGUGUAAAUUGUGCCCACUGACCUUCUUCUCCAAGUCAGACAUGCAGAUGCACUCCAAGUCCCACACAGAGGUCAAGCCGCACAAGUGUCCCUACUGCUCCAAAUCUUUCACCAACGCAUCCUACCUGGCCCAGCACCUCCGCAUUCACCUGGGCGUCAAACCUUAUCACUGCUCUUACUGCGAGAAAUGCUUCCGCCAGCUCUCCCACUUGCAGCAGCACACAAGAAUUCACACUGGGGAUCGGCCCUAUAAAUGUGCCCAUCCAGGUUGUGAAAAAGCCUUCACCCAGCUCUCCAAUCUGCAGUCUCACCAGAGACAGCACAACAAAGACAAGCCCUACAAGUGUCCAAACUGCUACCGUGCCUACUCGGACUCAGCCUCAUUGCAGAUUCACUUGUCUGUGCAUGCCAUCAAAAACGCCAAGGCCUACUGCUGCAGCAUGUGUGGCAGAGCCUACACCUCAGAGACCUACCUUAUGAAGCACAUGUCUAAACACACGGUGGUGGAGCACCUGGUGAGCCAUCACUCUCCACAGAGGACAGGGUCUCCUAAUAUCCCCAUACGGAUAUCCCUCAUCUGAGCAAUUCACCUUGACACCCUACCCCUGACCCUCAUGGAGGAACCCCCUGUAAGGUCACCCCUCCACUUUAGCGUAAUCAAUCCUAGAUAUGGGCUUUUAUUUGUUUGUUUUCCCCUAUGCGGGUUCCAAAAAUGUGCCAGACUGUAUUUGUACCUUUUCAAAAGAUGCCAGACUCUUUUUAUUUAUUUUUUGUGGUUGGGGAAUGUUUGGGACAUCCAAAAAUGAUUUUACAGCACUUUCAGGCCUCAUGGUAGAGUAAAAACCUUUUUGGCCUAUGCUAAGACAAUAAAAAGCAUUGCUCCAGGCAGCUAAAAACAUUCACCCUAGGUGUUAUAAAGCAUUAAAUGACCACUUUUUUAUAUUGUUAUUCUCCCUUUACUCUUUGCAAAAGUAUAUUUGCAUUGGGAACUUUUGUCUUCCUUUUAGUUAGGCCAAGAAGAUGAAUAGCUAAAUCAUUUAUUCAAGCAUUUUUUGUACCAAUCCUAAUGUCAAUGUUUGCAUCAUUUUGUUACUUAAAAAGAAAAUGUUCUCAAGUAAGCUUUAUCACAUUUAAGUAUGUCUUUUAGACAACAAUGCACACAAAACACUUUCCAAUUGGAGGGUCAAUACCUAUGUGUUAUUGUUGUAGUUUUCAUCUUGUUAUUGUCCAUGGUAUUUAAAAGGAAACUGUUCAAGGCUAUCCUGAAGAGCACUAAAAUAUAUAUUUUGAAUCUGAUGCUGAUAUUUGUAGAAACUUCAAUGUUUUGGUUUGCUGAAUUGAUAAGCACUGCCAUGUAUUGAAGAAAUGAAAUGGUCCAUUAUGGAACUGACAUACAGUGCAUUCGGAAAUGAUUCAGACCCCUUCCCCUUUUCUACAUUUUGUUACGUUACAGCCUUUUCUAAAAUGGAUUAAAUAAAAUCUACACGCAAUACCCCAUAAUGACAAAGCGGAAAAAGGCUUUUAGAAAUUUUAGCAACUGUAUUACAAAUAAAAAUUAUUCAGACUCUCUGCUAUGAGAUUCGAAAUUGAGCUCGGGUGCAUCCUGUUUCUAUUGAUCAUCCUUGAUGUUUCUACAACUUGAUUGGAGUACACCUGUGGUAAAUUCAAUUGAUUGGACAAUUUAUAUAUACAACCUUUAUAUAAGGUGCCACAGUUGACAGUGCAUGUCAAAGCAAAAACCAAGCCAUGAGGUUGAAGGAAUUGUCCGUAGAGCGCUGAGACAGGAUUGUGUUGAGGCACAGAUC
Molecule: messenger RNA, 2993 nt
Organism: Oncorhynchus kisutch (coho salmon)
Lineage: Eukaryota; Metazoa; Chordata; Actinopteri; Salmoniformes; Salmonidae
Product: zinc finger protein 362
Exons: 10
Coding region: 438-1769 (443 amino acids)
Biological process (GO): regulation of gene expression
Cellular component (GO): nucleus
Source: RefSeq, a predicted model, not a curated record